AUGGACUACAACAUAUUUGAGGCGGUACAUGAACAACAAAGCAGCACAUCUGACAUGGAUCUCUCAGAAGAAGAUAAUAAUCCAUUCGUCGGCACUCAUCACCUAUAUGCUUCUGGAAUUGGGACUACUAUCGGCGAAGCUCGCCCAGAGAACGAAAAUUCGCCCCCUUCUUCAUCGUCUUUGCCAUCUAGCCCGGCACAUUCCUCUUCUGCUGGCUCUUCCAGAGCAUCUACGUCAUCUUCAACCUCUUCUCAUGCCGUAGUGGAAGCAGAUGCGGAAACUGAACCUUUUGUUUCCUUGUCGAUGUCUACUACUGCUACUAUUAGCAAAUUUACUCCCCACGAUAUGAAUGGGACACAGCAGAUCCAAAUCAUUGAUGCCGGCGAUUUCAAAGAUCCAUGGGGGAAACACGCUAUCGGUUACGUAAUUCUAUAUGAAAACAACAAGAUUAUCAGAAGGUACUCUGAAUUUCAUUCUUUGAGGCAAUCUCUAACUAGACUCCUUCCUACGAUAAUUAUUCCACCCAUUCCAUCCAAGCAUUCUCUUCUCAAAUACAUAUGGAGUCCCAUAAACGCAGCAAAUGAUUCCAAAAUUAUCUCCACCAGGAAGAAAAUGCUCAAUUCAUUCUUGUCUAACUGUCUGAACAUUCAAGAAAUAAGCAACGAUAUUGUUUUUCAAAAAUUUCUAAACCCUGAAUUUAAUUGGAAAGAUGUUUUAAGUUCGUCGCCGAUAAUCAUACUACCUUUGAAUAACCUUUUAGCUCCACCUUUAAGCCCAACAAAACCAAGCCCCCUUCAUUCUAUUUUACCUAUUCCAUCCAACUCGUCUCUGAGAAACUAUAAUUCGAUUUGGCAACAACACAUCACAGUAAAAAGUCAUAAUGAAAUUUCCAACCUCCCAACAGAAAUUUUACAAAACGAAUCUCAAUUUACACAUAUUGAAAAUUUAUUCCAAAAUUAUAAGCGAAUAAUCACCCAUUUAUUAAAAAACAUAAGAUCAAAUAAAUCUCAUUUCCACUCCUUGUCCACGUAUUUUGCUGAAUUAGGCGCAUAUUAUAAUGCUUUUAGUUUGGAAAAUGACAUAACCAUGCCCAACAGCCUUCGCGAAUCUGAAAACAAUUCAAACAACCCAAUGAUGGAAAUUAUUAGUCAUAUUGAAAAGACAGGCCAUUCAUUCGAUGUUAUAUACAUUUCUUCCGAGAUCUUAAUAGAAAAGUACACCUCUAUUCUUGAGGACCCCAUUAAUGAGUUAUUGCAGUUCUUAAAUGAGUCAUUCAAAGUUCUAAAUUUCAAGAAAUUAAAGUUUUUGCAAUUUAAAAUAUUAGAGAGGCUAAUUAUCGAAAAAGAAACGAAACUUUCGAGUCUCACUGAGAUUGAAAACCAACUGCAGAAGAUUAAUGAAAGUUUAACGCGGUCGACUAUAUUGACAGAUGAAAAUUACAAAGAUACAAAGGCUGCUGACCUGACAUUUGUUAAAAAGGACGUAAGAUCGCUAUCGAAGUCAAGUUCAAAUUCAAGCUCCAGUGGACACCAAAACGAAAUUCAUAUAGGCGCAAGUAAACUAAACUAUAAAACGUCUACGCCAACAAUGAAUCUCAAUAAAUUAGAAAUCAAACAAUUGACUGAACAAGAAAGAUCUAAACAGAUCAAACAGUUGAACCAAGAUUUAUCCAAAUUGAAAGAUUGUCUAUCAAUCUGUAUAUCAGACAUGCUAGAAAUUAACAAUUCGUCAUACAACAGCUUAAUGCAUACAUAUAACCAUAUUAAUUUGACCAUUGGAAAGAUCUUGAAACUUUUCGCAGCUAGCUUCAAAGCAUGGAUCAAAGAAUGUCUGAAGAAUUGGAAACUGGCAAAGUUACAAAUCGACGAGGCCCUAUAA
Saccharomyces cerevisiae S288C is the source of this 1878-nucleotide messenger RNA. It is a transcript of the gene SNX41, whose product is annotated as Snx41p. Gene Ontology annotation, cellular component: endosome; endosome membrane; cytosol. The record is from RefSeq and is marked reviewed. The coding region runs from base 1 to 1878 and encodes 625 amino acids. Gene Ontology annotation, biological process: retrograde transport, endosome to Golgi. Gene Ontology annotation, molecular function: phosphatidylinositol binding. The transcript has a single exon. NCBI's taxonomy places the organism in Eukaryota, Fungi, Ascomycota, Saccharomycetes, Saccharomycetales, Saccharomycetaceae.